UUAUCAUAGUCCAUUUUAAUAUGUUAUUUUUAGCUGAUAUUUUUUAUUUAUCCUGUUUCAAUUUCAAGAUGUUAACGCUGUGGUUACUUUUGAGUGUCUUUCUAAGUUCUUUAUUGGUUUAUUUCGCAAAAUUACAGUUUUAUUGGAAACGUAAAAAUGUAAAAAACAAUUUUUACGCUUCAACAAUUGGAGUGUUAAAAUUAUUUCUUCUUCAACAUAACAUUGGUGCUUUGUGCGAACAACUUUAUUGGAGUACAAAAGAGAAAUACGUUGGUUUCAUUUUAUUGGGAAAGCCAGUUCUUAUAGUGAAAAAUUUGAAAUUAAUCAAAAAGAUUUUGGUGAAAGAUUUCGACAAUUUUGAUAAUCGAACCAUGACAACAAAUAAAAUUGGCGAUCCCUUGGGUACAAGGACACUUUUCGUUGAGAAGAAUCCAAUUUGGAAAUUUAUCCGAUCAAAAAUAUCAAGCUGGUUUAGUAGUGGUAAAAUGAAAACACUAUUCACUAAAAUUUCACAAAUUGGUGAUAAUUUCGUUGAAUUUGUUGCCGAAAAUGAAGGAAAACCGAUUGAUUUAAACGAAAAUUGCCCAAAAUAUUCAACGGAUGUCGUUACAGCUUGUGGUUUUGGAAUAGAGGAGAAUUGUUUUAAAAAUAAAAAUGCACUAUCACGUGAAGCUUCAAAAAAAAUUUUCAUUUACAACAUUUCUCGUGGGAUUCAAUUCGUUUGCUAUUUUAUAAGCCCGUUUUUAACAAAUUUUUUUAAUAUGAAAUGGUUGGAUCCUUCAUCUUCAGAAUUCGUUGAAAAAAUGUAUUAUGAUAUUAAAGAUAAAAGGUUAAUAGAAGGAACACAUGAUGAUUUCAUCGCAGAAUUAUUUAAAAUGGAACAAAAAAAUGUUUAUCAUACAGAUCCCGUUGAGAUUAUGGCUCAAGCUGCCCAAUUCUUCUUGGCAGGAUUUGAAACGGUUAGUUCAACUUUAAUGUACGCUUUGUAUGAAAUGGCACACAAUAAAACCAUUCAAAGAAAACUUCGUGAAUCAAUAAAAAACGAUUUAAAAGAGAAUGGGGGUAAAAUAACUUAUAAUUCUUUAGUUGGAAAUGAAUAUUUAAUGAAUAUUAUAUAUGAAACAACAAGAAAAUAUCCAGUUUUACCAUUUCUGGAUCGUAUAUGUCGAAAUGAUUACGAAAUCCCCGAAGAUAAUUUAACAAUAGACGCUGGAACUUACAUCUACAUUCCCGUUCAACCAAUUCAAAGAGAUUCGGAAUAUUUUCCGGACCCUUUAAAAUUUGAUCCCGAUCGAUUUUCAAUUGAAAAUAAAGAAAAAAUGGGUUUAAAUUCGUAUUUAGCGUUUGGUGGUGGUCCAAGAAAUUGUAUCGGGGCUAGAUUUGGAAAACUUUCGGUUGCUUGUGGUUUGGCGAAGUUAGUUUCUAAUUUCGAUUUGAAUUUGGCGGGCGAAUAUGAAGAGUUGGAGUUUGACCCUAAAGGAUUUUUGUUGGCACCGACGAAAAAAAUUAAAUUGGUUUUUAAUAAGAUAUAAUUAUUUUUUAUUAAUAUAAUCAUAAAAUGUAA
This is a messenger RNA of Onthophagus taurus, 1564 nucleotides long. Its product is annotated as cytochrome P450 6k1-like. The record is from RefSeq and is a predicted model, not a curated record. Gene Ontology annotation, molecular function: monooxygenase activity; heme binding; iron ion binding. Lineage: Eukaryota; Metazoa; Arthropoda; Insecta; Coleoptera; Scarabaeidae.